This is a messenger RNA of Pelobates cultripes (western spadefoot toad), 14201 nucleotides long. NCBI's taxonomy places the organism in Eukaryota, Metazoa, Chordata, Amphibia, Anura, Pelobatidae. The record is from the annotation of a GenBank genome assembly.
AGCCCUUGAGAAUGCACUGUAAGAGCUGUGCGCUGGUGACCAGCUCUGGACAUCUACUGGGGAGCAAGCUCGGGGAGAAAAUUGACCAAACGGAGUGCGUGAUAAGGAUGAACGAUGCACCCACUCGGGGAUAUGGACAAGAUGUUGGCAACAAGACCAGCCUACGUGUUAUUGCACAUUCCAGCAUUCAACGAAUCCUGAGAAAUCGCAACGAACUGUUGAACAUGAGCCAAGGAACCGUCUUCAUAUUUUGGGGACCCAGCAAUUAUAUGAGGAGGGAUGGAAAAGGUUUGGUAUAUAAUAACCUGCAACUGAUAAAUAAGAUACUACCUCGAUUAAAGGUACAUAUAAUUACGCGGCACAAGAUGCUUCAGUUUGAUGAACUUUUCAAGAAAGAGACUGGGAAAGACAGGUACAGUUUAACCGUAUAAAUGAACAAUCUAUGUGUGUUUUCUCUAAAGUACAUGCAGUCCCCUGAGUGUACCACCCUGGAAUUUCUCAUCAGCAUGAUCUGUCCUUGGAAGCUGGUAUUUAGCGGCUGGAACAGUUGAUUGGAAAGAGGCCAUCUAAUUGGCCGCAGUUAAAAGAAUAUGAUUGCAGCUUCGUAACAUGCACCUGCAAGGGGAUGAAUAUAUUCCAUUGUGUUCCAUCUUCUGGCACAACAGAGUUUCAUUUCUUUGAAAUGUCUCUGCUGUUCUAGAGAGAAUAAGUAGGAAAAACAAAAGAAACAAAAAAAAAAAAAAAUUGCCGAACUAAGAUUGAGACGACUGAACUUUUAUGACAGAGAUUAUUUGAAAACAGUUCAUUGGAUUUCUGCUAGACAUGUAUAGGUAGAUUAGGAAUAAAGGAUAGGACCAAUGAUCUCACACUAUAUGCAAUAACGCAGUGAAGGGUCUCUUAUUUGGAUAUUCCAGGCCUUUGACCCUUUUUCAUGUGUCUAAUAGACAGAAGAAGAAGAAAACUAUUUGACCUUUUUUGUGAAUAUAAGUUAAAUAGUGAGGACUAAAACAAGAGGGUAUGACUUGACAUUGGAGGCUGGAAGACUGGGGGAUAAUAUGUAGAAAUACUUCUUUAUAGGAAGGGUUUUACAGAACUCUCAAUGAAAGAACUGAAAACCAACAAAGUGAAGGAAUGAGAGAAUGCACGGAAAGAGGAUAAGGCUAUCCUGAAGCAAAAAUGAGAAAACCAGUCUAAUAUUUUAUAAUAGGCAGAUUCAGAUGGUUGAUUUGUUUCUACAUAAACCUCUCAUCAAUAUAAUGUAUAUGUAUUGCUGUCCCCAAAUGAUACACAAUCCCUUUAGGGUUAUUUACUAAAGGGAGAAUUCAGAGUAAAAUCCAAAUUUAAGGUCAAAAUAGAUCAAUUAGAAAAACAAAUCUAUAUGCUUCCAUUUCUGCUACCCAUGGCUUACAAUAUGAAAUUCACUGUGAAUUCUCACUCUAGUAAAUAACUAUGAUCGUGUUCAGCUCGACAUUGUGAAUUGUAGAAUGCUGUUAAUGGCACUGGUGCGGAGGCUGCUGGAUGUUUAGACCCUAGCUUACUUGGACAUUUACCCUUUCAGUACCGAUGGAUGCUGUGAUACUUCUAUUUUUUUUUACUAUUGUACUGGAAUGUUUAUACCGUACAGGACCCUUUAUUCCCCAGUAUUGAGCAGGAUAGAAUCGUACUGGGAUAUUUAUUAUUCCACAUUGAUAACUGGUUCCUUUAUUCCACCCACUGGGGGAGACUGCAACAGUCUUUAAUUCCCUGAUAUUGUGUGCUGGAUUUAGGACUUGAUAGGUGUGGAGCGGAAAAUGUGACGAACCUUAAUGUGUUUAAAUUUACAUAUCCAACAUCAUAUCAGUUAUGGACUGCGAUGGUUGCAAUGACACAACUUCCUUUUUUUCCCCUUGUUUGUUGCAAAAUUAGAAGCGCUUCUUUUGGAUCAACAGCAAAAAACAAAUGUGAGGAAUGUCGAACUUGAUGGACACAAGUCUCUUUUCAGCCUAUGUAACUAUGUAACUUGAAACGGAGCCUCCACAUAGUACAGGCUGAGUACUGGGAAGCUAUUCAUGAAUAAAAAAAAUACAGUUUGAUACGUAAUAAGUGGAGCUCCACUAUAGCGGCUACAGCCCAUUUCAUAACAAAUAAAUGGGGGAAAAAAUAAACAUUUACUAGUGGGGCUGCUUUGGGCUCAUUACAAAGCAUUGACAUGGAGCUAUAGCUUUAAUAAUCCCUAUGUUAUCCGGUCCUGCUGAUAUUGAAGAGAGCAGGGACCUUUAUUUCACCAAAUGAAGCAUCGAUCUCUUGUUUUUUUUAUACUGAGCAUAUUCAAGAUACCUGCUCGUAAAUUGGAUUACACCGUGUUAAGCCUCACUACCGCUGAAAAAAAAGACUAAAUCAGAUUACUGCAGAUUAGUCAUUAAGACAUCAGACUAUAUUUUAGCCUUAGCAGUGUCUUCAUUUAGCAGUGUUUGUCAACAUUAAAGGAAAGCAGGUGUUACAAGUGUGGCUUUUAUUUUAAUUUUAUUCUCUUCAUGACAGUGGGUCGGGCAGAUUCCUUUUUUUUUCAACACUUCCUGCAAUUAUCUUUCUAAAGUUAUUAAAUACAACAUUAUAUGCUAUGCAGUUCAUUGACAUGAGAAAUAAAUGCUAAUUAAAGACUUAUACAUUUUCUCUGAGAUCACAAAUUAAUUCCCACACAUCUAUUCACUGAGGUGUGAAUUUAUGGAAAUUCAAAGUGAAUUACAAAUUUUAGGCAAAAAUUGAUUCUCAAACAAUUCAGACUUUGUGAGUGAAUAGCCUUAGAGUAAUUAAAAGACCCUAUGAAUGUGCAUUGUUCUACUAUAAAGUCUAGCUAGAACAAUAGGGUACCAUCUAAUGUUGGAUGGAGAGGAAUUUGUAGCCAAAAGAUGCGGUGAGAAGUCUUCCAGUAGAGGUGGUGGAUAUUAAUAAUGUAGACAAGUCGAAGAAAGCUCAGAAUUUGCUGCUUCUUAAGUUGGAAACAAACUCAAGAACAAAGAAUGUAAUUUUAGUUAGGGAACGGAUGUAAGUGAAAUCGUAGUUAGGGACAGAUGGAUAGACGGGCAAAUUAGUUUAUGUCAAUCAAAUCCAAAUCUAUGUGUUUGCAUCUAAAAGAGUUUUUCAAUUUGAAAGAGUAAUUCAAUUUGGAGAAAAGGAAGAAUUGUGUAGAAGAAUUGCUAAUUAGUAAAUGUAUAUUUUUAAUUGAAAACACACUAAGAAAAAUGCAAUCCCACACUACAACAAUAACUAUUAAAGAGGGCCUCGCUAGUAAAAUAAUUACCAGGAUAAUAGAUCAAUGAGCAUUAUAGAUGGCACUUUAGAUAAUGUGUUUCUGCUCAUUGGAAUCUGGUAUUCAGUGGUCAAACUUUUUUUAUACUGAGGAUAUUCAAGAUACCUGCUUGUAAAUUGGAUUACACCGUGUUAAGCCUCACUACUGCUGAAAAAAAAAGACUAACUGAACUACGGAAUCAGUUGGUGCAAUAUAAAUGGCAAUAAUAAUAAUAAUAAUAAUAAUAAUAAUAAUAAUAAUAAUAACUAUUCCUAGAGUGUGGCUUCUUAUACAAUAAUGUUUGCAGUAAAUAUAUUUGCAACAAAUUCUCACGCCAUAAAAUCAGGAAUAAAUCUGUCCAUAUAGGCUUACAUCACUGUAUCUAAUCCUUAUUAUUUUGUGAUAGGAAAGCUUAGUGUCUAAUUUAGCCAUUUUUCAACACUCGUCUUAUUUCAACUCAUUACUACCUCUUUUAGAAGGCCAUACCAUGCAUCUACAAACCUGGCUUAUAAUAAACAUGAACACUAUAGUCACUAAAACAUCUUUAGCUUAAUGAAGCAGUUUAGUGUAUAGAUCAUUCCUCUGCAGUUUCACUGCUCAAUCCUCUGCCAUUUAGGAGUUAAAUUACUUUUGUUACUGUUUAUGCAACUCACACAGCCUGCAUGAAAACAAAAUGGUUUCAUUUGCACACCUCCAUUGGCUGUGACUCACACAGCCUGCAUGAAAACAAAAUGGUUUAAUUUUCAAUCAGAUGUUACUUACUUUUACCCCUGCUUUGUAAAUUGAACUUUCAUUGGAUACUCCUACAGGGUCUAACAAGCUAUGAACAAGUCAGGAGUUAAGAAAUUCUAAAUUAAACAUAAUUUGCAAUAAAUUAAGUGUAUACAUUAUAUCACUCUUUACAGGAAGUGUUUAGGAAGGCUGUGCAAGUCACAUGCAGGUAAAGUGUCACUAGGGCUGUAUAAACAAAGUGAUUUAACUCCUAAAUGGUAGAGAAUUGAGUAAUGAAUCUGCAGGGACAUGAUCCAUGCACCAAAACUGCUACAUUAAGCUAAAGUUGUUUUGGUGACUGUGGUGUCCCUUUAACACAUCAGGUUUUCUUACUGGUGGACCACAGCUUGAUAACAUCAUUGAUGUAACAAUUUCUGACCCAAAAGCUCUGAAUGAAAAUACGUUUUUUAUUUAAUUUUUUUUAUAUUGUGUAAAUAUAAGCAGUCUUUUUUAGCAGGAGAAAUCCGCAGAAAACAUAUGCAAACUAGGUGCAUUACCAACUCUACAUUCAGUUAUCAGAGACACUGUCUGUAAAUGUAAACUACUGGAGAUAUUAUUUUGUCUUAUUUUUGUAAUGUUUAUCCCAUUUAGGACAGCAGCAGGUGAAUAAUGCAUGUGCUAUUUUUCUUUCAGGAAGAUUUCGAACACAUGGCUCAGCACUGGGUGGUUUACAAUGAGCAUCGCCUUAGAACUCUGUGACAGGAUUAACGUGUACGGUAUGGUAGCACCAGAUUUCUGCAGGUAAAAACCUGUAAAUUAGAACGCUCUAACAAAUUCUUCUUUAACUGUCUCAUUAAAGUGGAAUUUACACUGGAUGAAAAAACACGCUCACCUGAGAUACACUGUACAUAAAAAAUAUAUUUCCAGACUAUGAAGAAAAUAUUCAAAAUAAUCAACACAGAAAAAACACCACUUUCAGAAAUCUUAAAUAAAAAAAAAAAAACCCAAACAACCUGUCAGAAGUCUUAAAAUCUGUUUAUUUAUUUAGGCAUAGCCUAACAAAUUAAAUGCAGUGUGUAUGGACCAGGAUCCAUCAAAUCUCAUUCUGAUCUGAAAGUUAUAGCACUGGUGAACAGACACAAACAUUCUACAGUACGGAUUCAUUGGCGUCUCCAUUCUCAAUGUCUCAGGUAGUUCCGUUCUUUCGUGAUGCUGGUUUUCAUUCUCUCUUAUUUCGGGCAAUGCAUCAUCAGAAUUAGAACCUCUUAAUGCUUGUCAACCGUAACUAUUAAUUAUAAGCGAUUCAGUCGGACCUAAUGUGUUUUCAUAUCUCUUUAUAUGGAGGAUGUCUCAGAGGUACUGGAAAUAAAUAUUUUAAAGUAAAUUAGCCUGUUUGGAACACAGUCGGCAGAGGAAAAUUACAAUGAAAUGAAAAUACAGUGCAGCUUGUGGAUAUCUAGUCUGCCGGUUCCAAGCUAUUUUAAAGGAAUGGUGACGUUUCUGUGGUUUUUGAGGGAUCUGCAGCCACAGAGACAUGGUACAUUUUGUAAAGCGUGUUACCUCAUAGAUUCCUGUGUCUACUGAUGAGGGGUAAAUAUUGUACAUGCCUCAUUGUAAGGAUUAUGUGAAGCCAACGCUUCCUGCAUGGCCAUCUUCAGUUUUUAUGGGUUACGAGCCCCUCUCCUCCUCUGUCUGUUCCAAGAACUCACAGAACUUACAUUGUUAACACCUCACAUCCCUGAUGACCCUUUGCCCCUUUACACACUAAAAGGCCCUGAUGACCCACUGUUAAACUCUCUUAACUCUUCCCUGCCGUACACAUUCCCAAUGCCGCUUGCCCUUCAAAACCCUAAAUCCUAUUAUUUUAAGAAAAAAACAAAACUUUAUUUGUUAGAUAUAAAUCAUUUCUCUCGGGUUGUACAUUCCAUUCUAGCUUUUGUCCAGAAAAAAAUAGAAUGGCAAUACUAUGUUUUAAAAUAAAAUGUGUAGAUUUUAAUUUCAUGUUUGAAUGGCUGCCAUUCUGGUUAGAUUACUCAUAUAUACCCCAGAAUGUUUCUGUGUGAUUGGGUCUACAUAGUUUUAAAGCUAUUUCUGGAUUUAUCCCAUCCCUCUAUUUUGCACUGCUGUCUUCUAGAAUAGGGAUAGGCAACCUUCGGCACUCCAGAUGUUGUGUACUACAUCCCCCAUAAUGCUCUUACACCCAUAAUGCUGGCAAAGCAUCCUAGGAGAUGUCGUCCAAAAGAUCUGGAGUGCCGAAGGUUGACUAUGCCUGUUCUAGAAUGUACCCCAUCGAUGUCCGGUGAAACACACACUUAAAAUCUAUUAGAAGGAGAAUUUACACCUUCAGAUGCCUGCCGUAAUAAGCUAAUCGUUGCUAAUAUAUUAUAAGUAAUGCCAUUUAACUAUGCUAUAAUGUACUUUUCAGUGAAGACUUAAAUUAAACUGUUAAAUAUUUUUAAAUGAUUAUAUAUACGCACAAACACCAGUACAUACGUAUACACACUAUUAUUGAUUCACCAGCUUGCUUCUUUUGCCAAGCAGGCACUGGGAACUAUGUAAUAAUCAAAUAAAAUCUGUCUUUAUUCAAUACAUGAAAUCACUAAAAUACUUCUUCUUCAAUCUGAGGUGCCCCAAAAGCAGUCCACAGGCUUUUCCUCACGUAACAUGCGGGACAUAUGUUUAACAGGCACAUUUUUAUAUUUUAAGCAGGCUUUGUUCAAUAGAUCAUUAUACAGGCUAAUAAACAAUAUAACUUGAAAUAACAGAAGAUUCAUUCUAGAUAUCGAGACGUUGCUAGUCUGGCUUGCAGUGCUAACACAGCUUGGGUGAGCAUUCAUUCUAGCGUGUUGUCGUAUAUAGUGCUAUAGCUAAACAGCAGAGAACAGCACACGAUCUGCGCUAGUGCAUAGGGGCCUUUAGUGUUGGGUAAGCGGGCUAGGGAGGAAGGCAGAUAGGGUGUCAGUGGCUACCAGGCUAGGAACAUGUAGAGACAUAUUAGUUACUCAUAUUUCAGGAGAUACUCCCGUAUGUUUAAAGCUAUUACAAUGCAGUAAAAUGGGAGGCUUCUCUGAACCUGAAGCAAAUUAAAGAAAACAAAACAACAAAUAUUCAAAACUGUUAUGUCUUAGCGUUAAAUUAUCCAGGCAUGUGCCUUCUAAUGAAAAAAUGCCAAGCAGUGAGUCUGACAUGCCUUAAUGUUUAGUCCCCAUAGGCAGCCCCUCUGUGACCAUGGCUUCCCCCGGCGUCAGUCCCAAUGUUUCCCAUUGAUAGGUAUAGUAACCAAAAGUCCCAUGAGUCAUGCCAAAUGGCCCUUCUCAGCCGAUGCCCCCACGUGGCAGAAGGUGUGCAAGCCUCCUGGUGAGCUGUCGCAGUGCAUUUCCAGCAGGUGCUUCCAUCGGUGGUGCAGCCGGGAGCUGUUCCCACGCAUCCCAGGGAUGCGGCCCAUGGGGCUGGUCAGCGUCGUAGCAGGCUUUGUGAGCAUUGCGAGGGUUUACGCUGUGCUGGUUCAGAGUUGUUAGUGCCGCUGAUUGGUAGGUUGGACGGGUGUGUCGGUUGGUCCUAUUCUGGGGCUUGGGGUCAUGAGCAUUGCUGUCCGAGGGCCCCGGCGCCUUUUCCCGCCAUGUUGAUCCUCGGCUUCGUUUCCAUCUGGAGGCCGCUCGGGAGUUACUAGGUGGGUACUCCUGCAGGUGGCAUCGGGUAGCCGGGCGUAUCCAUGCCUUUGCUUCUCUCACCGCCAACUUGUAGGUCUGUCUCCUGUUUUUGAGCUUCGCCCAGAGAUAGGUGCAUAGCCGGCCAAUGAACUCCAGUGUGUGCCUGGGCGGCUUAAUAGGUGUUCGUUGGGUCAUCUUGGCUGGGCUCGGUUUGUCUCGUUUGGCUGGAGGUUUAGUCGCUUGGUUAGGCGGUAGUGUGGGGGUGGUCGCCCCCAGCAAGGAACUGGGAUGUCCCCCACCGGUCCAGAGGGGGGUUAGCAGGGCUGUAGUAGACACUUGCUUGUGUGCUCGUCCCGUGCCGGGAGAUUGGCCGCCUCUCCCGGACCUCAGGCUUUGCUCUGGUUUAGGCAGCAAGGACCGGGAUGUCACUCACCGGUCCAGAGGGGAGGGUAGCAAGGCUGUAGUAGAUACUUGCUUGUGUGCUCGUCCCGUGCUGGGAGAUUGGCUGCCUCUCCCGGACCUCAGGCUUUGCUCUGGUUUAGGCCGCAUGGCCGAUGGAGGUUUUUCCUCGGUGCACUGGUGCCGGACAGGUACCGUUUCGUUUGUCAUGUUGCUCUGUGUCUAUUCCCGGUCACUUUGUGCCUCCAACGUAAUAGUGUUGCUCGGUUUCAGCUCAUAUUUGCCAUUUGUUGUAAGAGCUCCUAGGACAUGCAACCGGCCAUCUCGGCUGUCAGGCACCGCCCCUCAGUAUGUAAUAAUCAAUUGCAUAAAAUAAUAAUAAAAAAUGGAGUGUGGAAAAAAAGCUGUAAUAUUGUUUAUUUCAAAUAAAUUUACUUGUUUUUGCGUCAACCAUCAAAAACUAUAUUGCAUAAAACUAUUUUACUGUGAUAUAUAGUAAAGAAAAAUGCACAUACAAAAUAUCACUUGUACAAAUUAGUAUGUUAAGAGAACACUUAAGGCUCAUUUCCAUGCUUGUCAUGGUCAUUAUCUGCAUUGUCUGCCUCCAUUGAUACCGACCACCACUCCACAUUUACCAUGUUGCAAGCUGGACAUGUGUCAAGAAAAGAGCUAAUUUUCCAAUUAAUUGCCACCAUAACUCCUCCAGGACUCUAUAAAAAAAAAAAAAAUUCAGUUCGAGCACACUACAUCUGCGAUUGUCUGAGCAAAAUUACCUUAGUGUUUCUGGAAACCUGACUUGUCAAAUUUCACCGGCAUUAACUGUAAAUGAAUGACAAUGCUUAUAGAUGGGUUUUAGUCCUUAAAUAUAUAAAAAAAAAUUGUAUCCCGCUGUAGUGGUUACAGUACAAGGAGCACAUUGUCACCGUCUCACAGUUAGAGGUCAAUCCAAAAUGUAAUAUGCGGUAACUCCCGGUAGAUGCUAACUAGUUUUAGUGAUUGCUGACUUGUUACUUAAUUAUUACAAGAAGAAUGAAAAUUAAACCAUUCUUGUGUAGUUUUAACAUGAAAAAUAAUAAAUAAUAAAAUAUGACUAACUCCUCAAAGUUUGGCUAGUAACUUGCUGCUAGUGAUAAAUGAAAAUAUUGCAGUAAUUAUUUGCAAAAAAUCUUCUUUUUUAAGUUUGUCUCCCUUAGUGUUUCAGAUAUAGUAUUACUUGUUUAAAUAGCACUUAUUCUGGUCCACACACAGUGCGUUCAUCAUUCAUUCACACAUCUCUCAGGGGUCUAUAUACAAAGUUCGAGUUGUAGCAAAAUGAAAACUAAAUGGCAGCGUUCGUAGUAAAAUAGCGGAUUUGAAAAAAAAUCCUCCAACUUAUCUGUCAUCACAUCUUUGAAUUUCUAACCUGAGUUUUGCCUUUAGAUUUGAAUUAGUUCUAGCUUGGAAUUGACCCCAUCAGCUCGCCCACACAGCUUGUCAAUCAUCACUCAUAUAAUAAAAUAUGUAUAAAAAGACUCAUGUCAACCAAAGUGCAUGCGCGUCAAUACUUUAUAUAAAGUACUAUUUGAGAUGAAGUUUGUCAUUACUGUUUGAGACCUUUAGGGAUUCGCUCUUCAGCUGUGUGUCAUAUGUGUAAAUACUAGCAAUCUGUACUGAACUGUAUCACAACCAUAAAAUAGUCACUUUAUAUGCAGCGUCAGCAAAACCAGGCACACGUAUAUUUCUUUCACCUCUUCAAUGAUGUAUAGACUUACAUUUCAUACAAAUGCAUUUUUCUGUAUUAUGUGAUUUAUAUUAUUUGGAGAAACAAAACAUUGUACUCAACUGUUCUUCAAGGUUGUCGCCGUUUAUUGAAGCUAUAUUCCACGUACGCAAACACUGAUAUAUAAUAUUUAUGAUGGCGAAAUAAAAUAUCUAUCUGUGGAGGGAGAUGCAGGCUGCUUGAAUAGAUUUUUAUUUUUGCAAGAAUGAAAGGUUCCCUGCAAAAUAAUAAUAAUAAAAUAUAUAUAUGAUAAAAAGAAAACAAUAUUUCCAUUUUUUUUCUUUUUGAAUGAAUUAGGGACCCAAUUGAAACAAGUUAUAUCAAAAGAUGAUUGAAACUAUAAAGAUACACAGAAGCAGAAUAUAAAAUCUGGGUUGAGAAUUAUACUUAUAGAUUUUAUCAAGUAACAGCUUGUGCUCUUCACUCUGGCUUUUUUUUAAUAAAAAUGUACAGAUUCACAAAAGGCCCCUGGCCAUUUUUUUACAUUUUCUUUUAUUAAAAAACUGUAUUGCAUUUUCAAAUUUGUAAAAGCUGAGCAUGUAAUAUUCAGAACCACUUAUAUGCUUGUGUCUUUCUACAGGGCCCCAAACCAUACAUCUGUUCCUUAUCAUUACUAUGAGGCAAUGGGACCCGAUGAAUGCACCAUGUAUAUUUCGCAUGAGCGUGGACGGAAAGGAAGUCAUCACCGUUUUAUUACAGAGAAGAAAGUUUUUGCUAACUGGGCACGGACUUUUAAUAUUCACUUUUUCCAACCAGAUUGGAAACCAGAAUCACAAUCGUCGAGGUAUCCAGCUGUAAAACCAAUGUUCUAAAGAGGAGGUGUAAGCUAGUCAAUCACAGUAGGCCCCUCCCACUAGGAACUGAAAAGGAAUUCAACAGAAAUCUGCUGCAUUAUUGGAGUUGUUCUGAUAUAUGGAAGAUUUGUGAAUGUGGACAAUCCUCCUUCAAUCCAAUAUACUUUUAAUGACUCCUGUGUGCUCACAAAGAAAAUCCUUGGAGCCCAGACGUUGAUUGGUUUAGAGACUGUAUCUUUCAUUUACUUAAUCCAGAUAAAAGUAAUUUUAUAUCCCAAUGCAUUUCUUAAGUAUUUGAAGACUUUCCCAAGUUGCACAGUUCUUAUAUUUCAGUAUAUGAUCAGUGUUUUAUUAGUUGUAUUUAUUGUUCUAAUACAAAGAUUUUUUUCCUAUAAUAUUAUCCUUUUAUUCAUUUUACAUGUAACUGAAAAAUUGGAAAGCGUAUAAAACUAUUUGCUAUUCAGUUCACACCUUUGAACUCCCAAUACCUCAUCCAGAUUUAGGUAAAUACAGCUUUCACAUUGCUGUCGUGUGGCAGCAUGAUUAUUGCUGAAAUCAAUCUUACAUUAUUCAACUAAAUUAAACGGUGUAAGAUUUUGUAUAAAUUCUAUGUCCAUGAAAGGACAGGAGCGAGGUGAGAAGCUAAACUGCGAGGAGUGCCCUGCAGCAGGGCCUUCUAUAAUAUUAAUGAGACCCGGGGAAAGCAUUUUCUUGGGCUCCCUGGACUAUGCCCCCCUCCCCAGUCCCUGGCAUGCAAUCACACCUUCACCCCAAGCAGUGGGGGAACUAAAGUAGAAAGGUUCAAGACAUACACAGACAUAUACACUGACACAGAUAUAUUUACUGACAGACAUGCUGAUACAUUCACAGACACAUACAGACAUACUGACACACACACUGACAUACUGACAGACACACAUACUGACAGACAUACCAACACACACACAGACUCUGACACACACAUAUAUACUGACAGACAUAUUGACACACAUUCAGACACAUGCACACACACACAGACAUACUGACACAUACACAGACAGACAUACUGACACACAUAUAUACACUGACAGAUAUACUGACACACACAGACAAAUCCACUGACAGACAUAGAGACACAUGCACUGACAGACAUACUGACACACACAGAUACAUACACUGACAGACAUACUAACACACACACACAUACAUACUGACAUACACAGACGCAUACUGACAAUCAUACUGACACACACAUACAGACAUGCUGACACACAGACGCAUCCACUGACAGACAUACUGACACACACAGACACAUAAACUGACAGAUAUCCUGACACACAUAUACUGACAGACAUACCGACACACACAGGCAUAUACUGACAGACAUGCUGACACACAGACACAUACACUGGCAGACAUAUUGACACAGACACACACACACAUAUACUGACAGACAUACUGACACACACACACACACUGGCAGACAUACUGACACACACACUGGCAUACACUGGCACACACACACACACACACACACACACACACACAAAAUUUACACUUUUAAACUCACCCUCCAGUUUCCUAUCUUGCAGUGUGGCUUCCCUGGUGUCCAGAGUUGUAGCUGAGGCUGUUGGGGGUUAGCAACUGGCUCUCCCAGCCCAGCCCCUGUCCACUCUGCCUCCUUGCCUGCCUCCAGCUGUCAGCGCUGUCGAAAAGCAGUGGGCCCCAACACUUACAGAUGCCCACCGGUUGGGUCUUCCUGCAUGGGCCACCCGUUGGGCCUCCUUAGUGUGCAUGUCACCAACUCCAAAAGGGUCCCAUUGGGGGAAAAAAUAAAUAGUUGAGGGCAGCAGGGCCCACAGGGCAGCUGCUUUGGGCCCCACAGGAGUAACUGGGCCCGGGGCAGCUGCCCCGUUUGCCCUGCGUUAAAGACGGCCCUGCCCAGCAGCUGCCAAUGACCACAUUACUAAUGACUGUAUUUGGAGUAGGAGCCAUGAUUGGAUUGACAGUUGUAGGUUAGUCUAUAGAUAAAAUUUAACUAAAUUAAGGUUAACUGGAACAGAGUUAAUUUAGGGCAAGGUAGUCCUUGAGGCAGGUUAGAAGGCAUGUAUUUCAUAAAUAGGUCAAAGCAGCUUAAAUGAACAUAACUCAGAAAUUUGUUUGGAAAAGAAGGAAUCAGGCUAUUAGGAUAUCAGUUACAGGCAUACAGAUUGUAUGUAUCAAAUUUUCAAAUAUAUUCUAAACAUGGAACCAGAAUCAACCUAGCCAUUCAGUGGUUAUUCAAGUGUAAGUUCACCUGCCACGUCAAGGUAAACCUCUUAGGUGAGAAAUAAAAUAACAAUUCACCUUGCUGAUUUCAGCUAAAAGGCAAAAUCUCUAAUGAGACAGAGAAGGGUAUGUUUCUAAACACUUAUUAAAAGGACACCAUAGUCACCAAAACAACUUUAGCUUAAUGACGCAGUUUUGGUGUUUAGAUAAUGCCCCUGCAGUCUCAUUGCUCAAUACUGUGCCAUUUAGGAGUUAAAUCACUUUGUUUAUGCAGUCCUACACCUCCCUGCAUGUGACUUACACAGCCUUCUCUAAAUACUUCCUGUAAAGAGUCAUCUAUGUUGAUACUUCCUUUAUUGCUAAUUCAGUUUAAUUUAGAAUUGUUUAACUCCUGCUCUGCUAAUAGCUUGCUAGACCCUGCAGGAACCUCCUGUGUGUGAUUAAAGUUUGAUUUACAGAGCAGGAGAUAAAAAAACUUUUAGUUUUCAGUUUAGUUACAGCUUCUGAUUGAAAAUUAAACCAUUUUAUUUGUUUCAUGCAGGCUGUGUCAGUUACAGCCAGGGGAGGUGUGGCUAGGGCUGCAUAAACAGAAACAAAAGUGAUUUAACUCCUAAAUGGCAGAGAAUUAAGCAGUGAGACUUCGGAGACAUGAUAUAUACACAAAAACAGCUUUAUUAAGCUAAAGUAGUUUUGGUGGCUAUAGUGUUCCUUUAACUUUAAAUAGGGAACACACAAAAUUAAGCCUGAUAUUUAAACCUCAAACUCCCUCUAUUCUUGGAAAGCAAAUAAUAAUUAAAAAAAGGUAACCUGCACACUAUCCCAAAUCUCUAUAUACGUUCACCUGCCCCAUCAAGUAACCUACACUAACAAUUCGCCUUGCUGCUUUCAGCUAGAGGACAAAAUCUCUAGUGAGACACUUUAAUGGUCAUUGGACUGAUGCUAAAAACCUCCAGUUUAAAUGUGCAUAGGGAUUUAUAGCCAUUGCUGCCGCCCAGGAGUAGUGGGAGUUUGAGCAAAGGGCUUAAUUUUGUUUGUUUCUAAGAAGAAAAGGAUGUAAAUACAAACCAAAAUAAAAGGUAAAUCAAAAUUAAAAUCAUAAAAGCAAAGACAUGCGUUUUGAUAUGAGAUGUUCGAUCCAAGGGAAAAAGUAAAGGCCGAGGUCCUAAAAGCUGGUUCCCAGAUGGUGCGCACAGAGAAGUUACUAGAUCUCAGAGUAGCUUCGCUGAAUUUCAAAUCACCAAGCGGCACAUGGGAAAACAGUACCAAAAAGGCUCAGAGCUCCAUUCUGCAAAUAUAGUAAACUCCAAUCCCUCAGAGUAUUUUUGUAAGAUAAAAAUGAUGGUGACGGGAAGCAGGAUUAAAAAAUAAAAAUU